GGCCAUUUCCGGUUGUUUACUAAUGUCAGUGGAGUGAAUGGCUCCCGUUAGUUUUUUCUAGCAAACAAACUUUGGAUAACGUGAUCAAACUAUGUUCUUGAGAGGGAGGAGACAGAACGGGACGUCAAUGAGCUGAAGUCGAGUGUAAUAAUCACGUCAACGCGGGGUAAACACACGCUGUGUCCGGGAAGAAUGAGCUGUGUGCCGCUGAAGAGGUCCUACAAGGAGCUGCCGGUGUGGAUAGUGGAGGACCACCACGAUGUGGUGGGCCAUAUUUAUCGUGCCAUUGCAUCAAGACACCUUCCACUGAAGAACAUAAAGAUGAUUCAUUUAGACUCCCAUCCUGAUCUGCUCAUCCCCGUCAACAUGUCUGCUGACACAGUGUUUGAUAAGGAGAAACUCUUCAGUGAGUUGAGUAUAGAAAACUGGAUCAUGCCCAUGGUUUAUGCUGGCCAUGUGUCAUGUGUGUCGUGGCUGCAUCCAUACUGGGCCCAGCAGAUCAGAGAGGGGGAGCACAGGAUGGCUGUAGGAAGAGACUCCUCCACCUCCACCAUCAGGGUGACCAGUACAGACAACUACUUCCUCAGUGAUGGUCUGUAUCUGUCAGAGAAGCAGUUGGAGAACUCCAAACCUUUCAGGCUGAAUGUAGUCAAAGUCAAUCCUGUUCAACCAAGUCACGGAUCACCUACAGGAAAGAAAACUGGAGAUGACACAGAGAGAUGGUUUGCCAAGAAACCCCGUACAGAAUGCAGUAAAGCUGGGGAGGCCAGCUGCUCUGAGCCCCUCUCUAGAUGUACUGACUUACUGCAACAGGGAGAGGGCAGCAACAUGUCAAGCUUGGGUGAUGAUGAUGACGAGGAAGGAUCCACCACUUACGUUGUUAAAAUAAUUUCUGCUAUUCUUAGUGAGACAGACCCAUACAUCUUGGACAUUGAUUUGGAUUUCUUCUCAUGUAAGAAUCCCUUCAAGGAAUUAUACACACAGGAAGAGUACGACAUCCUUAAGGAGCUCUACAACUUCAGAGGACCCAGCCCUGAUCCUGACGAGGAGGAGCUGGAUGAGUGUGUGGAUCGCCGCGUACAUCAGUUAGAAGACCUAGAAGCAGCAUUUGCUGAUCUGCUGGAGGACGAUGGGGAAGAGACGGUUACACGCUGGGCCAGCAACCCUGGCAUGGCUCCAUUAGCCAAACUGGUUUCCAGUUUGAAGUCAAGAAAUCUGUGCCCUGAUUAUGAAAUGGUCCAUCAGGCAGGGCUGACCUGUGAUACCGUUGAGCUGCCUCACCACAUCAGCACUGAUGAGGAGAUCGACAGACUAAUCUCAGCAGUACAGCUGUUUCUGAAGGCUGUGCCCAAACCUACACUGGUUACUAUGUCCAGGUCCAGUCUAGAUGAAUACUGUCCGGUCGAGCAGGUGGAUUUUGUCCAGAGCAGAGUUCUGGCUGUGUUGGAGGGCCUGUAUGGACCACUGGACGUUCACAAAGACUACGAAAACAGCAGCAUCGAGACUCAGGACUGCCAACCAAAGGCCUCUUAACAAACACAUGCAUACACACGUCACUUUUGGAUUCAGUGGAUGUACCGUUUGAUAAAGACAGCCGCAUAAAAAAAUGACACUUCAGAUGAUGUUUCAAUGAAUCUGUAAUUAAAUUUAUAUCUUAUCACCAA
This is a messenger RNA of Anoplopoma fimbria (sablefish), 1664 nucleotides long. It is a transcript of the gene c3h5orf22, whose product is annotated as chromosome 3 C5orf22 homolog. The record is from RefSeq and is a predicted model, not a curated record. The transcript is spliced from 10 exons. The coding region runs from base 193 to 1533 and encodes 446 amino acids. NCBI's taxonomy places the organism in Eukaryota, Metazoa, Chordata, Actinopteri, Perciformes, Anoplopomatidae.